Durusdinium trenchii is the source of this 4107-nucleotide messenger RNA. The record is from the annotation of a GenBank genome assembly. NCBI's taxonomy places the organism in Eukaryota, Dinophyceae, Suessiales, Symbiodiniaceae.
AUGUCCAUUUCUGUUUGUUUGGAAGGAGCCGCUGCUAGAGCAACCCCUGAGACUGAGACUGUACAGGGGGAAGCGAGCUCUAGUUCUGUUGGGGAGACUGCCAAUGCCAAUGCCAACAGAGUUGAGAUCAGUGAAACUGAGACUGGGGGGGGCCAGUCUUCCAAAGUAGAUGGAGACAGAGAUGGUGAAGGAGAAAAAGUCGAAUCGCCAGCUCCCAAAACGACUGAGAUCAACACUGCUGACGCUCAGGAGCAGACUACCGAGAAUGUGGUAGUGGGAGGAGAUCCUACUCACACUCAAGAGGAGAUUCCGGCUGCUGAAGCUCUGGAGCAGACUACCGAGAAUGUGGAAGUGGAAGGACAUGCUACUCACGCUCAAGCGGAGAUUCCGGCAGCUGAAGCUCAGGAGCAGCAUACCAAGAAUGUGGACGUGGAAUUGGAAGGACAUGCUCCUCAGACUCAAGCGCAGAUUCCGGCUGAAGCUGCAGCAGAUCGCGCCGAGACAGAGGCUAAGAUCAACGCUGACGCUGGGGAGCAUUCUACUACCAAGAAUGCAGUAAACAUUGGCGCUGAGACUCAGACUCAAAUCGAGUCUCAGGCUGAGAUCAAGAAUGCGGAAGGAAAUCCGCAAACUGAUCUGCCUGUCUUGAUGGAAGCUGACACCAUGGACAUGGGUGUCGAGAAUGAGAAGCCUGGUGGCAUUGGCAUCGGGGGUGUGGCCAAUGCUGGCAUCCAGGCAGCUGGAAACUCGACAGCCCAUGACAUUGACCCUGGCUCUACUCAAGACGACAAGAUGGAUGUUGACUCAGACCCAGAUGCCAGGGAUGAUGAGCAAGCCAAGAAGUUGAUUGAGAAGUUCGGGGUCCGAACAGUGUUCAUGUGCGAGAUCACGCCUUUCAAGCAACAGUUUCUCCGAUGCAGCAUGAAGUUCUUGAAGGAGGCCCUUCCACCGGAGAAGUCUGACCCCACAGCCACAGAUGAAUUGACCUUGUUCACAGUAGUGCCCACGAUCCUGCCGAAUGCAAAAAUGUGGGAUGUGAAGCGAGGUCGAUUGCUUUUAGGUCAGGAAAUGAUGGCGUUACAGGGGCUCUACAUGUCAGACCUUCGAGGCUAUGUGCCUGCUGGUGUGACUCAACACCAAAUUGGAGAUCUGGCAGGAAAUGCGUAUACCGACAUGUUGCUCCUAAACGAUGGAUGCUAUGCCAACUUGUACACAAACCAGACAAAGGCUUUCAAGGUGAGGAUCGUGGGCUUCACCGGAGUCUCCAAGUACGAUGUCUACGACUACACGGACGCCUGCCACACACUCUAUCGCCCAAAGAGGACCUUGAAUGAGGGGCAGUGUACGCGCUUCGCAGUGGGCGGCUACUUUGCCGAGUUGCGAAGCCGCCUGAGAUCCUCCACAUGUGUGGGCGACAGCUGCUCCCGCAUGGCGGUGACAACGCAGAGGUUCUAUUCCGAAGCGAAUUGCCUGGGCUUGCCGUACCAGAUUUACACCUAUCCUGUGCAGACAGAGUGCAUGCGAUGGAGUAACGGUACGCAGACCUUCCGCGUGGAUCCGACCACCACCAACGUCACGCAGGUUGACUACCUUGUGAAUGACAAGUGCGGUGGUGACAAUGUCAGGAUCUAUGUCAUGAGCGUGGGUUACUGCUACGAGCUUUAUCCUGAUAGAGCUCCUCGCAGUUUCAAGUGGGAGGCGAUCGGCUUUGAGAUCUUGGAGUCCACUGGGUGCAACGAGUUAGUCCUCCUUUUGGACAGAUCAGAAUUGGUUCCUUUGCCGUUUCGCACAUCGGAAUUGACAGAGACCGAAGGGCGUGACUUUUCGGAGAAAGGUGGAGAGAUACGACGCGACCGUGGUGGCGGCGACCUGGAGGCCCGUGGUGCUCCCAAUGCUGGCUGCUCCAAUGGCUGGUGCGCUCUUGCACCCAGACUUCUGACGCUCGCCAAGACGGUGAGCUUGGUUGAUGAAGCCUACGGCCGCCAUGGCCCAUUACACAGGCCAUGGUACGAGGCGAGGGACGCGCCGGCCGAGAAGAAGGAGGUUUUGGUGAAGGAGUUGGUGUUGGAUAGUGCUGUGGUCGAUAUUGUGUAUUUGGGCCAGAAGCACGAGUGUCUGCUGCUGACCACAAAGAAGCAGCGGCUUUAUUCAAGCUGCGACAGUGGUCAAAGCUGGCAUGAGAUCACGGACAAGGUGGAUACGACUCCGUCCUCCCACAUUCGGGUGGAGAAGAUCAUCGUGAACUCGGCUGACAAGACGGUGGCCGUGCUCCAAACUCAGCGUCGUGUGGACAACCGUGGAGCUGGUGUCAUCGACCCGGCCUCGGCGUCCGCGCAAAGCUGGCAUCCCUACAUCUUCAUCUCGGAGGAUUCCGGCCGCACCUGGCGGAAAGCUUGGGGUCGGCAUCAUGGCCUGCACAGCUGGAUCCCGCAUCCCACCCGCCGGUCUUGGGCCUUGGUCUCCUGGUGGAACGGCGCCUGUAGCAAGGCCUCAGGGGGAGAAAUUGAAGGCGCUUCCGACGACGAGGCAAAGAAAGCUGCGAAAGAUGCUUCGAAGGAGGGAGAUCCUGACAAGGACAAGCCGUGCAUGCACCGGUUGAUGCUGACCACCGACCUGGGGAAGACCUUCUUGCAGAUCGCCCCGUAUGUGGUCCAAUUCAGCUGGGGCAGCCCGAAGAUCAACCAGUCCGAUCGGAUUUACUACACUGCCUACGCCUCAAAGACGGGCGACCAGGGCAAGCUCUCCCAGUGGAGCACGGAGGUGGACUUCAAAGCGGUGGAUCUGGAGUCUUUGGGGCGGCCCAAGGUACCAGUGACCAGUGUUAAGCACGGCAACAAGUUCAUGAUCUCCAAUGAGUUCAUCCUCGUCGCCAAAGUCUCCAGCGAGGAGAGGCAGACCGUGAAUCUCAUGGUCUCCAGCGAUGGGGCAAAGACCUGGAAGGCGGCCUUGCUACCCUCCGGGAUGGGAGAGCUCGAAGAGAAAUGGUAUACCAUCGUGGAUACCUCGGAGGGGGCCGUGCUGCUUCAUUUGAACUCCGAAACGGUGGUGAGCCUCACUGGAGUCUAUUUGGCAAAUGUCCUGGCUGAUGCUGAAGGGGAUGCUGGCUACCAGAAGGGGAAGCAGUGGGCGGUAGAAACAGUUGAACAAGAUGCUUCGGAAGGAUCUUCAGUGGAUCGUCGACAUGGUCGAGGCUGGGGCAAAGCCUCCCGCACGGCCAAGGAAGAGCGGAGCAUUCGAACGGUGAUCUCCUUUGACAAGGGUGGAUCCUGGAGAUACUUGAAGCCGCCCAAGGUCAAUAGUCAAGGUCAACCAUAUUUCUGCGCGGGGCGACCCUUGCAGGAAUGUGCACUCCAUCUUCACGGAAGCAGUUCCUGGGAUCUCUAUGCACCUUUCUACUCGAGUGAGAACUGUGUAGGGAUCAUUAUGGGCACCGGAAACGUGGGAGCAUCCUUGAGGUUCGAGCCCGAGGAGACCAGCACGUUCUUCUCGCGCGACGGAGGCCUCACCUGGGUCGAAGCUCACAAGGGUGCCUUCAUCUAUGAGUUCGGCGACCAUGGCGGGCUGAUCGUCAUGGCAGAUGACCUCAAGAAGACCGGGGAGGUGAUCUUCACGUGGAAUGAGGGCGAGUCUUGGUAUGACUUCAAGGUCACCAACACUCCCUUUGAGGUGGAUAACAUCAUCACUGAGCCCAACCUGACGUCCACGACCUUUGUGAUGUUUGGGACUCGUGAGGAUGGUGCUGGUGUGUUGUACUACCUGAAGUUUGACUCGUUGCAAUUCCCCGCCUGCCGUGGCAGCGGCUUCGCGGACUCGGUGUCCUCCGAUUACGAGACCUGGACGGCCUCCGACGGGCGCGGUGCAGAGCGGUGCAUGUUGGGCCAGCAGAUCACCUACACUCGUCGCAAGCGGACCUCGCAGUGCUGGAAUGGUGAGGCCUUCGAACGCCCAACGGUGAAGAAGACCUGCGCAUGUACGGAGGCGGACUACGCCUGCGACGUGGGCUUCGUGCGGCAGGUGGGCUCGACCGAGUGCGUCUUCGGGGGCCUCGAGAUGAUGCCGGAGAGGCGGGGGGGUUUCGGGCGCCGCCAAGCGGCGCCUGGGCGGUGA